UUCUCUGGAGAGGAAUCGGUUAGGCGCCGGUAUUCCUACUUCAGCUGCGCGCUGUGUUUUAGUGCGCUUCCUCAGCCUUCGUGUUGGAUGGCCAGUUUUUCCUUUGUGCGUCAUCCUUUACCUGAGAAAUGGUCGCUUGCCCCUAGACUAGACACGCACUAAAGGGCAGUAUUUAAAGUCAGUUUGCAAGCAGUGGAGUAAGACUUUUGUAAAGAAACCUUGUGCAGCAUGGACUCUCUACCAGAAGAAUUUUUUGUGAGGCAUCCCCAUGUGGAGGAUCAGAGGAAGGAAGAAACUGAGAAUAAACCAGAAAAAUCAUCAUCUGUUCAACUGGACAAACAGGAAAAGAAUGUUCCUACUGAUCUUGUUCCUGUUAACCUACUAUUAGAAGUGAAGAAGUUAUUAAGUGCAAUUAAUACUCUACCAAAAGGUGUGGUUCCUCACAUUAAGAAGUUCUUACAAGAAGAUUUUUCCUUCCAAACUAUGCAGAGAGAAGUUGCAGCUAACAGCCAGAAUGGUGAGGAAAUUGUCCCUGCUUUGACUUUACGUUUCUUGAUAACACAACUGGAAGCAGCACUCAGGAACAUUCAAGCUACUAAUUAUACUGCACACCAGAUUAAUAUUGGUUAUUAUUUGACGUUACUGUUUUUAUAUGGAGUAGCACUCACUGAAAGAGGAAAGAAAGAGGAUUAUACAGAAGCUGAGAAUAAAUUUCUGGUGAUGAAGAUGGUGAUCCAAGAGAAUGAAAUUUGUGAAAACUUUAUGCCUUUAGUUUAUUUUGGACGUGGUUUACUGCGAUGUGCUCAGAAGAGAUAUAAUGGGGGACUGCUAGAAUUUCAUAAGGGCUUACAAGAAAUUGGAGAUAUAAAUGACCAUUGGUUUGACAUAGAUCCUACAGAAGAUGAAGAUUUACCUACAACUUUUAAAGAUCUUCUUAAUAAUUUUAUCAAGACAACUGAAAGUAAUAUAAUGAAGCAGACCAUUUGUAGUUACCUAGAUUGUGAACGAUCUUGUGAAGCUGACAUUGUGAAGAACACCAGUUAUAAGGGAUUUUUUCAGUUAAUGUGCAGUAAAAAUUGCUGUGUUUAUUUCCACAAAAUUUGCUGGAAAAGGUUCAAGAAUUUAAAAUAUCCAGGUGAAAAUGAUCAGAGUUUUAUUGCGAAGAAAUGUUUGAAGGAAGGAUGUACAGGUGACAUGGCAAGGAUGCUGCAAUGUGAUGUACCUGGAAUUGUUAAAAUUUUGUUUGAAGUUGUGAGAAAGGAUGAAUAUAUAACCAUUGAAAAUUUAGGAGCAAGUUAUAAAAACUUGGUAUCUCUGAAAAUAGCUGAUACUGAUAUAAGACCGAAGAUCAGUUUAAAAUUUAAUGCAAAAGAUGAAAUGCCUAUCUUCAAGCUUGAUUAUAAUUAUUUCUAUCAUCUGCUUCAUAUAAUUAUUAUUUCUGGUACUGACAUUGUUCGGCAAAUAUUUGAUGAGGCUAUGCCACCCCCUCUUUUGAGAAAAGAGCUUCUUAUACACAAGAAUGUGCUGGAAUCUUACUACAACCAUCUCUGGACCAAUCAUCCUUUGGGUGGAUCAUGGCAUCUGCUUUAUCCUCCAAACAAGGAGUUACCACAAUCCAAACAGUUUGACUUAUGCCUCCUACUAGCUCUCAUAAAGCAUUUGAAUGUGUUCCCUGCACCCAAAAAAGGAUGGAAUAUGGAACCGCCAUCUUCUGACAUCUCUAAAUCUGCAGACAUCCUGAGACUGUGCAAAUACAGGGAUAUCCUCCUUAGUGAGAUUUUGAUGAAUGGUCUCACUGAGUCACAAUUCAAUUCAAUUUGGAAAAAAGUUUCAGAUAUUCUUCUGCGCCUUGGGAUGAAGCAAGAAGAUAUUGAUAAAGUGAAGGAGAAUCCCAUUGAGAAUAUCUCCCUUGAUUACCAUCAGCUGUCCAUCUACCUAGGCAUACCCGUACCAGAAAUCAUACAGAGGAUGUUAUCCUGCUAUCAACAAGGAAUUGCUCUACAGUCAAUAACGGGCAGUCAGUGUAUUGAAAUAGAAGAGUUACAGAACGAGGAAGAAGAACUAAGUCCACCUAUCAUGGAAUACAAUAUAAAUGUGAAAUCAAGCCCUGAAAUACAGUUUGCAGAAAUUAAUAAAGAUGGGGCCUCAAUACCCAGUGAAUCUUCAACAGAAUCUCUUAAAGAUCUCCAGGAAGUUAAGAGUAAACAAAGGAAAAAGAAAAAGACUAAGAAUAAAAAGAAUACAGACUCAAAAGAGCAAGUCCCAUAUGUGGUAGAAAAGGAAGAACAGUUGAAGAAAGAACAAGCAAAUCCACACUCAGUCAGUAGAUUUAUAAAAGAUGAUGCAAGUGAUGUUCAAGAGGAUUCUGCAACGGAAGAUAAGUUUUAUAGCCUGGAUGAAUUGCAUAUUCUGGACAUGAUAGAGCAGGGCUCAGCUGGCAAAGUAACUACAGACUAUGGAGAAACUGAAAAGGAAAGGCUUGCUCGUCAAAGGCAGCUUUAUAAAUUGCACUAUCAGUGUGAAGAUUUCAAAAGACAGUUGAGAACAGUGACUUUUCGGUGGCAAGAAAGCCAAAUGCAGAUUAAAAAGAAAGACAAAAUUAUUUCAUCUCUUAAUCAACAAGUGGCUUUUGGAAUCAAUAAGGUUUCCAAAUUACAGCGUCAAAUCCAUACUAAAGAUAAUGAAAUCAAGAACCUUAAAGAGCAACUUUCCAUGAAAAGAUCUCAGUGGGAAAUGGAAAAGCAUAAUCUGGAAAGCACAAUGAAAACAUACGUGAGCAAACUGAAUGCAGAAACUAGCAGAGCUUUAACAGCCGAGGUGUAUUUCUUACAGUGUCGUAGGGAUUUUGGUUUGCUUCAUCUGGAGCAGACUGAAAAGGAAUGUCUCAAUCAACUUGCCAGGGUGACUCACAUGGCAGCAAGCAACCUAGAAUCACUUCAAUUAAAAGCUGCGGUAGACAGUUGGAAUGCCAUAGUGGCAGAUGUUAGAAACAAGAUUGCAUUCCUCAGGAUACAGUACAAUGAACAAAUAAACAAAGUAAAGCAAGGAUUUGCCUUGAGUACCUUGCCUCCAGUCCAGCUUCCUCCUCCACCACCCAGUCCGGAGAUACUGAUGCAGCAGUUCUUAGGAAGACCCCUUGUGAAAGAAUCUUUCUUUAGACCCAUACUUACUGUUCCUCAAAUGCCUGCAGUUUGCCCAGGAGUCAUCUCUGCAACUGGCCAACCUAGAGCUCCCCUGAUGACUGGCAUAGCCUGGACUCUGCCAGUGCCUGUAGGAGACGCUGUGCCCCCCAGUGCAGGUCUGGGGAGUGAUCCCUCCAUGAUGAAUUGGGAGAGAAUUACAGACAGGCUGAAAACUGCCUUUCCACAACAGACCAGAAAGGAACUUACAGAUUUUUUACGAAAACUGAAGGAUGCUCAUGGGAAGUCCUUGUCUGGACUGACAUUUGAUGAAAUUGUUUGCAAGAUUUCCCAGUUUAUUGACCCCAAAAAAUCUCAGAGUCAAGGAAAAUCAGUGUCAAAUGGUAAUUGUGUUUCACCUAGUCAUUCUCCAUCACAGCCUAAUGCUGCCCAGCCCCCAAAACCAGCCUGGCGGCCCCUCACUUCACAAAGUUCUGCCACAUGGGAAGGAGCCAAUAAGCCAGAUGAGGAAGAGGAGGAAGAAGAGCCUUGCGUGAUCUGUCAUGAGAAUCUGUCUCCAGAAAACCUUUCAGUUUUGCCUUGUGCUCACAAAUUCCAUGCUCAGUGCAUUAGACCAUGGUUGAUGCAACAGGGGACAUGUCCAACCUGCAGACUCCACGUUUUGCUACCAGAAGAAUUCCCUGGUCAUCCUAGCCGGCAGUUGCCCAAGAUCUGAUAUAAGGUGGGGGGUGCCUAUGCAGGGGAAGCUCAGUUUUCAGACUCCAAAAUUUAGGUCUGCCUUUUAUUAUGAGCUGCUUGUGUAAGUGGUGUAAAGCUGUGUGCUCUUCAAUAUAGUGUUAAAGAAGCCAGCUAAUCUUACCAAAACAGCAGCCAAAGAAGUCAGGACAAAUCUUCAGGACUUGUGAACUGAACUGAAGGGGCUUGAAGCAGAUGGGAUUUUAAUAGUUACACUAUAUUUGCUCUUAUCUUAGUAGGUUUUUUCUUAUAAUGGAAACAUGAUAACUGUUAGUAUAUUUCUUAGGAUGUUUCGAUGUUUUUUCUUGUCUUUUUAAAAUUCUUAUUUUACUCAUCCUUUAUUCUCCACUCAAGUAUUCUACACUAUAAUUUCCUGAAAUAAAUUUAAGCAAGAGGAAAAGGGAAAUAGUAAAGAAGUAGGAAAAUCACACAAAUUUGCAUUCCUUCUAACUUUUUUUUUUUUUUUUUUGAGACAGAGUUUUGCUCUUGUUGCCCAGGCUGGAGUACAAUGGCAGGAUCUUGGCUCACUGCAAC
This is a messenger RNA of Cebus imitator (Panamanian white-faced capuchin), 4409 nucleotides long. It is a transcript of the gene DZIP3, whose product is annotated as DAZ interacting zinc finger protein 3. Gene Ontology annotation, biological process: protein polyubiquitination. The coding region runs from base 229 to 3855 and encodes 1208 amino acids. Gene Ontology annotation, molecular function: RNA binding; ubiquitin protein ligase activity; polyubiquitin modification-dependent protein binding. NCBI's taxonomy places the organism in Eukaryota, Metazoa, Chordata, Mammalia, Primates, Cebidae. The record is from RefSeq and is a predicted model, not a curated record. The transcript is spliced from 32 exons. Gene Ontology annotation, cellular component: cytoplasm.